Messenger RNA from Harpegnathos saltator (Jerdon's jumping ant), 3996 nucleotides. RefSeq names its product muskelin 1 (gene muskelin). The record is from RefSeq and is a predicted model, not a curated record. Lineage: Eukaryota; Metazoa; Arthropoda; Insecta; Hymenoptera; Formicidae. The transcript has 12 exons. Bases 1 to 2271 code for a protein of 756 amino acids. Gene Ontology annotation, molecular function: protein binding. Gene Ontology annotation, cellular component: cytoplasm.
AUGGCGUCAAAUAAGAGUAAUAGUUUUCAAAAAACGUUGGAGUAUAGGAUUUACAAGUGCUCCAGCUUCUGUUCCACCUUCGUGCCUGAGAAUAUUCUCGUCGACAAACCGUCGGAUCAGACAUCACGUUGGUCCUCUGAACUUGAUUGUCACCCGCAGUAUAUUAUUCUCAAACUGCAACGUCCUUCUAUCGUCAAAUCUAUUAUUUUCGGCAAAUACGAGAAAAGCCAUGUAUGUAACAUGAAGAAAUUUAAAGUGUAUGGUGGAUUGGAUAUUGAAAAUAUGACGGAGCUUCUUGAUAGUGGAUUGAGGAAUGAUUCCACGCCAGAAAUAUUCGAACUUAAACACACUGUUGGAUCUGAAGAAAAUUUUUUGCCUCUCCGAUAUAUCAAAAUCCUUCCGUUGCUAUCAUGGGGUUCUAGUUUUAAUUUUUCUAUAUGGCAUGUCAAGUUAGUCGGCACUGACGAAUCUAUGAUUGUAAAACCUUGCUUGGAAUGGGUUAACAUGUACCGACAAAGGGAAAUAAUAAGACUAUGCAUGAAACAUUUUCGACGAUUGGAACAACCAGAAAUUGUGGAGACUUUGCAAAAAGUCACUGGGGUUCAUUUGGAAGAUUCACGAUUAUCGACAUUGUAUGAUCUGCUAGUCGUAAAGGGCGACCAUUUACAGGCAGAACGUUUCAUCAAUAAUGCGGUCAUGGUGGGGCUCUUAAACGAUUAUAUCAAUGCUCAAACUUAUAGAGCAAGUUGGACGAAGAUAACUUCCAGCGAUCCCAAGCCUGGGAUGCGAGGAGGUCAUCAAAUGGUGCUUGAUCCUACGGCCGAGGUACUCUAUCUUUUUGGCGGAUGGGACGGCAACCAAGAUCUUUCCGACUUGUGGUCGUACGAUAUUGCGGUCAGCAAAUGGACGCUCAUAUGCAAGGAUACUGAAGCAGUGGGUGGUCCAUGCGCACGCUCGUGCCAUAAAAUGUGCCUAGACCCGAAAAGACGGCAACUGUUCACACUUGGAAGGUACUUGGACACGCAAUUCAGAACCUGCGAAAAUCUAAGAAGCGACUUUUAUGUUUACGACAUCGAGUCCAACAAGUGGACGUUGAUCACAGAAGACACGGGAGCCGUGGGUGGACCUCAGCUGAUAUUCGACCAUCAGAUGACGAUGGACGUAGAAAAACGUACCAUCUAUGUUUUUGGUGGACGAGUGUUGGUUACUCCGUCGAAUCCAGAAGAUCAUAGUAUAAUGCAUACAUCAUCAGAACCAGUUUUCUCGGGAUUGUAUUCUUAUCAUGUGCCGACUGGAACUUGGGACAAGCUCGCCUGUGAUACUGCUGAUAAGAGCUCACGUGACGUACCAGGCUACCGAUCUCGAGCUGGUCACUCCAUGCUGUUUCAUCCGGGGUCGAGAAAAUUAUACGUAUUCGCGGGCCAACGAGGCAAAGAAUAUCUGAGUGAUUUUUUCACUUACGAAGUGGACACGCAUCAAAUCGAGUUUAUAAGCCCGAGCGAGUUUAGCACGAAGGACUCUAAUCAUGUACCGGCAGCUGGAUACACACAAAGAGCGACUAUCGAUCCCAAGCUUGGCGAGAUUUACGUGCUGUCGGGUCUGAGCAAGGACAAAGAUAAGAGAGACGAUAAUGUGCAAAAUUCCUUUUGGGUAUAUAAUAUCCAGAGCAGUAAAUGGACUUGCAUAUACCGCAACGAGAACGCCGGCGAGAAGUAUUGGAGCAAGAUGCAAGAUUACGAACCGUGCCCGCGAUUCGCGCAUCAGAUUGUUUACGAUCAUACUAGGAAGGUUCAUUUUCUAUUUGGUGGUAAUCCAGGCAGAUCUUGUUUUCCAAACCUGAGACUCGACGAUUUUUGGCAAUUGGAGCUACGCCGUCCUACGCACGAACAGAUCCUGAAGAAGUGUAAGCUGAUUAUCAGGAAGCACAAAUUUCAGGAACUUGCUCUGAGCAACAGCAUAGAAGCCCUCGAAUAUUUACAGACGAGAGUCUUUGAGAUUAUCGAUCACAAUGAUGCGCAACAAACGAAAGAGUUUCAAUCGUUGACUUCAGUUUUAUUCCGAGAGCGGAACGUUGCAUUGGUGAAUACUUCCUAUCCGGAUACAUCUAACGACAUCCUGAGUAAUCUGGCCACUGGCGUGAUGCAACAACAGUGUAUGAAGUCACGUAACGUACAUAAUUUGAGAACCGAACUGUACGACGAACUUGCGAAAUUCUUUCCUGAGUCGUUGGCCCAGCCGCGGGCAAACCUGAUCGAUCUCUUGCCGUUAUAAUGCAACAGCAGCUGCGAGACGACGGAUUGUUCUGACGUAUGUUGCAUCUUCUAUUCUGUUUUUAUUAUUUUCGGCCACUUGCCGACAAAAGCACUUGUUGCCAAGCGAUCUUAUAUUUUUGUUUAAGAUUAAAGAUAGCUUUGUCACGAUAUGACUUGCUUUUUAUUUUUAUUAAUUUUCUAUUUUGGAUUCACUACUAAUCGCGGGAAACGGCUUAAUUAAGUUAACUAGACGAUGUUUAGUUAAUGUUAUUUUUCAUAUUCUAUUUGACAGCCCACUGUUUUCACAUGAUUUUAUUUAUUUCGUUAUUAUGUAUACGUGUAUGUAUUCGCAAUAUUAUUGUUAGAUUUUUUCUUUUUCUCGCAAAUCGCGUUUGUUCGAGGAUAAAAGUUUCCGGACAAAGAAUCUAUAUGUUACUUUAUCUAUUAUUAUCUGAGAUCGACUUUCUUCUUCUAUGAACUUUGUGAUAUCGAUAGCUUUCUAACCAUUGACUGGUUAGCUAAUGCAUAAGUAGUUGUAUCGGUUUUAUAAUCUCUCUUAUAUUCUGUAACUUAUAUGUUUAUAACGCGGCCAUGAAGUUAUUGUUAUGUUUGCUAAAGUAAUAUAUAUAUUCAUCGAACAAAUCGAAAGAACUAUUGAGGUAAGACUAGAUAAUAAUGCGCUGAGAGAAUUUGUGACAUCGAGAGGGCAAUUGUAUCCGUGUGGAGUGUUACAAGCCAUCACGAACUACAAAAACAUAGCAAAUUUUUUUCCAUUUUCAACGAAGCUUUCGAUAAGACAACCCUUUGCCAGCCAAAUUCUUCAGAUGGAAAUUUGCGAAAGAAGAAUUUUAUUGCUAUGUCUAAUAAUGUUCGUGGAGGCAAACUGGUAACAGUGCAUAUGUAUAUCGCCCAGUUCCGUCGAUCCUUUCUCUCUCUUAUGAAAUGUCUUUUUAAUCGACCAAUAGUUCUAAUUAUCAUUAUCUUUUUCGUUUGCAAUUUGAUAUUAAGUUCGCUCAUCAGAAAUUCCUUCUAACAAUAAGCAUGAAACAUGGAAUCUGAAAAUGUAUUACAUCUGCAAGUAUUAACUGCGAGCUGAUACGUUGCAGUUGAAUCCUUUUCGAUUUCUUAUGAUGUUUCUAGCUUUUUUUUUCUCCCCUCUCUCCUACAUAUAUUUUUACACACCUAUCAGUUAUAAACAACAUUCAUUAAUUUACGACAUAUUUCACAAUAGAAAUUACGCACAAGUUACGGCAUACUUCGGGAAUUCUGAGUUUGCGUCACUAUGUAAAUAUAAUAUAAUAUUUCAGCUAUCAUGAUUUUCCUUUCCAUCGUAAUUGCCUUACGGUGCGCUCGUUUUACCGUUUGACGGCCGAUAUUUUGUAUAUAGCGAUGUGUUGCACUAAAACUGCAAUCAGUCUCUCGCGUAGGAAGUUACGAAAUAAGAAAGAGAUAAGUAUAAGCGAGAAUAUAAUGACGAUUAUAUGCAGAUGCAUUGCAGAGCGUAGGUGAAACAAAAUUGCACCCGCUGAGAAAUCCCAGAGGCGUGUCUUUGUACAUAUAAUUGUAACGAUUUAAGGAACGUCAAAGAUUUUUAUAAUGUGAUUCCAAUUACGUACUAAGUUAGAUAAUGGAAUUGUACAAAAAGAUACGAGAGAGCGAGAGAUAUGUAGAGAGACGAAUGACCGAAGUAUAGAGAGACAAGUGUAUGAAGCUUUCGCUAGAAUAAAUCAACACAAUGCCGCCA